AUGCCUCCUCUGUCGGCGUACACUCCGUUUGAGUCCCUGCUCUUCUUCCAAUCGCUGGCUACGUCCGAUGUGCGCCCAGCGAGCUUCGCGUCCAUCUCGGCGCUUUUGAGCAACAAUCCCCAUGUGCGCCAGCAUGUGGCGUUCAGCGCCGAUCGUCUCAGCCCGGAAGCUUUAGAAGAUCUGUAUGCGACUUUGUUGCGCGAUGGCUUUGAUCGUGAAAGCGGGCUCAAUGGACGGCCGACCGACAGCUCCGGGCCGAGCAACCCGAAGAAGCGCAAGAUCUCGAGUCCUCGACCUGACGGCCUUUCGGGCGGAGCCGCUCACGCCAUUCUGGUGCCAGAGCUUGUCGCACAUCUGUACGCCGGGUACAAGGAACUAGUGACGAAGGAGAUCAGAGAGGACGAGAGACGGUACACCCAAAUUAAGGAUGAAAUCGAACGACUUCAGAAAGAGGGAGCCGGCGCGACUGCAGCACCGACGGUUGACGCAAAAGCGCUGCCAGCGCUGCCGAUGGAUAUCGACGUGAAGCAGGAAAAGCCGCAGCCCGACGAGUCUUUGAAGUCAACUGCUCCACAUAUGAGACCAGCAGAGGAGUCCCGCGGGGAUGAACCUGUCUUGGGACCGUCUCAGUCUGCCCAAGCGGGCGAACCAGCUGCAUUGGACGUUACAGAACAAGGCACAGGCGCACCUGGCAAAGCUGAACCGUCGACCGAGCCAAACGGCCAGAAGCCGACGCAAGCUCCCAUCCCACCACCACUAGCUCCACGGACCCAACAAACAGUUCCGGGGACGCCAACAGCACCAUCUUCCGCAGUACCUCACCCCUCACAGCUUGCUCCCCGUCCUAUUAUCUCCACACCGAUGAACAAGGCAGGCAACGAGCCAACUCCGACCCAAUCGAGUUUCCAGCAAUGGCAGCUUGAACCUCCUCCCCACUCCCCAUACUCCGCUGUCUCUCCAACCGCUACAUCCCAUGUUGGCUCGGCAAAUGCCAAGCAGCCUCAAAAUCCUUCGCAAGUUCCGUCGCGGAAACAAUCCAAGACCUCCACCUCUUCCAACGUCCCAAGCACCCCAGGUGCGGCACCUUCAGGAACACAGACCCCUGUUCCUAUCGGUUAUCCGCAAAUCUCUCAGACCCCGAGUGUGGUCAUUCCUUAUUCAGAGACUCGCGCUUCACGUCCACGUCUUUCCAUCGACACCCCCGGCUCAUGCACGCCGUGGAAACGAACACCGCGGUUGAGCAUCCCGCACUCACCAACAUCGCCUCCUCGACCACGACCGGAGGAUGUCAGUCCAAUCAGCGAGAGGGGUUCGUCCCCUGAUGCACUGGAAUCCUCACGCCCACGUGAGAGAAAAACGCGACGAGGUCAAGCCUCUGCAGACAAAGCUGGCCCAACUGUCAAGACAGAGCGGGCCUCGACAACUCGGAGAAAUCGUGCCAUCAGUUCUGCCUCCACUCACAGCCGUGGGCGUUCCUUGGCUUCCCGUGAAGCGUCACCCGAUGAAACCGAGCGCGAUUCUCGAGCUGGACGUCGCAAGGGCGCUGCUGCGAGUGUCGAAGAGUCAGCCACCAAAUCACGGUCUAAGCGCAAGCGCGGUGCGAGCGAGCCCAUCGAGGAGCCUGUUCUACCAGAACCUCCCAAGGUCGAUACAACACGAUAUGUCGUGUGUACUCGUGGUUUCCAUCGGACGGCGGCCCCGAUCUUGAACGAUGUCACUACCCAUAAAUUGGCCUCUAUCUUCGCCAAGCCACUAGGAGAGCGCGAUGCUCCCGGGUACCACGAUCUCAUCUAUCGCCCGCAAGACCUAAAGAGCAUCAAGUCAUCUGUGCACCAGGGCAGCAAAGCUGUCGCUGCCGCAACGGAGGCAGUUAGCACUCCUGCUGGGGAUGGCGAAUCUCCCGCUCCCGUGUCUGGCACGCCUACUAAGAACAAUGUCCUGAUGCUCCAGAAGAGUGAGGACCUCCUUCCUCCCAGAGGUAUUGUCAAUUCCGCGCAAUUGGAGAAGGAGUUCGUCCGGAUGUUCGCCAAUGCAAUCAUGUACAACCCCGUUCCCGAACGAGGAUUCGGCCCCGCUUUCCCCAUGAUCAGCGAGCGUGGUUCACGCGAGAGCACGCAAUCCAGUGACGGGGACGAGGGCGGUAUCAUCCAGGACUCCCGGGAGAUGUUCGAGGAUGUCGAGCAAGCGGUGACUCGCUGGCGUGCAGCCGAGCGGACGGCCGAUGAAUUGGCCAACAAGAACGUCUUCUCCCUUCGACGCGGAAGUGUGAGUGAUUUCAACACGGACAGCGCGGACGACGUGAAGGGUUGA
Messenger RNA from Penicillium argentinense, 2310 nucleotides. RefSeq lists its product as uncharacterized. The record is from RefSeq and is a predicted model, not a curated record. The transcript has a single exon. Bases 1 to 2310 code for a protein of 769 amino acids. Lineage: Eukaryota; Fungi; Ascomycota; Eurotiomycetes; Eurotiales; Aspergillaceae. Gene Ontology annotation, cellular component: NuA4 histone acetyltransferase complex. Gene Ontology annotation, molecular function: protein binding.